GCGCGGGUCACACGCUGGUCGCGGGCGCUCGCCGCCCCUCCCCCCGGGCUCCGCACUAUUUUGGGUGGUGUAGACCCCGCCCCCACCCCCCCCGCGCCCCGGCUCCGCGGCAGCUGGAGGGGUCCCGCCGCGCCUGUUGGGGCCGCACCUCGGACCGGGGCCGCCGGCGCGUCUGCAGCCAUGUCGGGCCGCUCGGUACCACAUGCCCACCCGGCCACCGCCGAGUACGAGUUUGCCAACCCGAGCCGCCUGGGCGAGCAGCGCUUCGGGGAAGGCCUCCUGCCAGAAGAGAUCCUGACCCCUACCCUCUACCACGGCUACUAUGUCCGGCCCCGGGCCGCGCCAGCUGGGGAGGGCAGCCGGGCAGGGGCCUCCGAGCUUCGGCUCAGCGAGGGCAAGUUCCAGGCGUUUCUGGACGUGAGCCACUUUACCCCAGAUGAGGUGACCGUGAGGACUGUGGACAACCUCCUGGAGGUGUCCGCCCGGCACCCGCAGCGCCUGGACCGCCACGGCUUCGUGUCGCGCGAGUUCUGCCGCACCUACGUCCUGCCCGCUGACGUUGACCCCUGGCGGGUCCGCGCCGCGCUCUCCCACGACGGCAUCCUCAACCUGGAGGCGCCUCGGGGCGGCCGGCAUUUGGACACAGAGGUCAACGAGGUCUACAUCUCCCUGCUCCCAGCGCCCCCCGAUCCAGAGGAAGAGGAGGAGGCCGUCGGUGUUGAGCCCUGAGCGCCACAGACCCGCACCCACUGAACCCCUUUCUAGUAGUUCCCGGCCCGUGAUAGAAGCAGCUGCCCAGCACCCCGGAGGUAGCUGCAUCCUUGAAGGAAGGGAAACGUGCAUGGUCACAAUGUAUGGUUUGGUCCCUUGGGACGUGUCAUAGCAUUUUUUUGUUUGUAUUUUUCGUUUAGUUUUGGGUGGAGCUGAAUAAACCCAAAUCUCAGGGCCUUGUUGUGCUGCUCCCUAUUCUGUGGCCUGGAGGAGGGCAUGGGCAGGGAAGGAGACAGAAAGGUCCUCAGUUAGGUGGACCCAACUUCCAGCGCUCUGAACUCACACGUGGAUGCUGAGAUCACACCCGGAAGCUGACACUGGCUUCACAUCAAAUUCCUGGCCAGGAUUUUCUCACAGUGCAACAAAAGAGAGUGUGAUCCUGGGAGGGGAAAGGGAUAUGUCAUCCAAACAGCCCGGAGGGCACUGUCUGAGCUGGUGAUUAGAGACACAAAAACAAGGGUCUCCAGACUGUCUGGCUGUUCUGGGUAGGGGUUGGGAAAACGGCUUUUGGAUGCAGAGAUGCCUAAAGCCCUGGUCUGCCCACGGAAAUUGGCCUCUGAUUCUGAGGGAUCGAGAAUGCAGAGCCAGCAACACAGACACAGAAGCCUCUGCCAUUGUCGCUGAACCACAAAGUUUCCCCACCCUCUGCCUGGGAGAGAAGGCCUUUGUUUCUAAUUGUGAUAUAUCCCAAAGAGAGGAAUCCCUGCAUCCCACCACCCAGUCCAAGGGUAUUGGUUUGGUGAUGAUGGCCAGGGAAACUUCCUUUGGAAGUAGAGUCUUAGUACUAGGAGUAUGGUGUAUUCAAAAAAGCCUGGAGGGUUGACCCCUUAAUUUCUUUCUGUAAUCAAGAGACCAUGAAUGUGUAUGAUUGGAGGAGUGCGCAGAAGACCUCCUUUACGCCAAAUACAUCUUUUACUAGGUUGUACUGGACAUCUGAAAUUCUCCCAUUAAAGUGGUUGGUUGAUUCUUAA
Capra hircus (goat) is the source of this 1742-nucleotide messenger RNA. It is a transcript of the gene HSPB2, whose product is annotated as heat shock protein family B (small) member 2. The record is from RefSeq and is a predicted model, not a curated record. NCBI's taxonomy places the organism in Eukaryota, Metazoa, Chordata, Mammalia, Artiodactyla, Bovidae. Bases 181 to 729 code for a protein of 182 amino acids. The transcript is spliced from 2 exons. Gene Ontology annotation, biological process: response to heat; protein refolding. Gene Ontology annotation, molecular function: protein folding chaperone; structural constituent of eye lens.